AUGGGCGCCAUUCAACGGUUUCUGAACAACACAACAGCCCACGGACUGCCGCGAAUCUCGAAAGCGAGAAAUCAGAUGGGAAGAGUGUUCUGGGUGUUUGUAUGGCUCGGAUUCUUCUCCGUUUUCUGCUACCAAGUAUGAACAAGUUUCGGGCUAUUCAGGACGAAUGAGUCAAAAAUGUAUUGCUUUUCGAGUUACAGAGAACAGAAAAAAUAGCUAAUUACGUGAAAUGGGGAAAGAAAACGUCAUUCCUCUUUUUCAGGCGGUCCAACUUUACACCAAGUUCCACCAGAAGCACCCAUCGACAAAUGUGAAGGUUUGUGGAGAGAAAGAAGGGUUCUCGAAACGACCGAAAUGUCCGUGA
Caenorhabditis sp. 36 PRJEB53466 is the source of this 364-nucleotide messenger RNA. The record is from the annotation of a GenBank genome assembly. Lineage: Eukaryota; Metazoa; Nematoda; Chromadorea; Rhabditida; Rhabditidae.